Gadus macrocephalus (Pacific cod) is the source of this 2925-nucleotide messenger RNA. It is a transcript of the gene slc37a2, whose product is annotated as solute carrier family 37 member 2. Gene Ontology annotation, molecular function: glucose 6-phosphate:phosphate antiporter activity. The coding region runs from base 467 to 1927 and encodes 486 amino acids. Gene Ontology annotation, cellular component: endoplasmic reticulum membrane. The transcript has 18 exons. Lineage: Eukaryota; Metazoa; Chordata; Actinopteri; Gadiformes; Gadidae. The record is from RefSeq and is a predicted model, not a curated record. Gene Ontology annotation, biological process: glucose-6-phosphate transport; phosphate ion transmembrane transport.
CACUGAGUGGCGCGUCACGUGUCCUCGACGUUCAUGGAGAAGCGAAUUAGAAAAAACACAACAAGGGCCGGGGUAGCGUUUUAUUUGCCACACAACUCAUUUUCAUGUGACGAAAAAGCCGUCCGGAUGGCCUAUUCAUGGAACAGCCGAGGGACUAUUUAUAAGAAGUGAUCUGAAAGAGGAAUGUGGAGUGAGUGUGGAUCCGCUCCCUAAACUAGGAAGUCGUAGGACUACCGGAGGAGAGCCGGCUUUAGGUCGACUUUGAGAAGUCCGAGUCCUGUUUCCCUAUUCUUCUACAGCACUAACGUCGCUCUCUGAUGAAUGCCAGUUAGACGCGAGGAGAAUAAGACGCGGUGGAGCGACUGGCUGCCCCUGUUCUCUGUUACAGCCAUGUUAUAACACGUUAUGGUCAUGUUAUAACAACCGUGGUGUCUGAAGUUGAGUUCUGUGAACAUCAACCUUUAAGAUGAGGUCGCCUCUGGCUCCUGGAGUUCGGUUCUGUUCGUCCUUUUCUCGAGACAGCUGGUAUCGGAGCUUCACCCUCUUCCUCACCUUCCUCUCCUACACAGCAUACCACCUGUCACGAAAGCCAAUCAGCAUCGUGAAGAAUGAGCUGCACAGAAAUUGUUCGAUGGUUAUUCGCCCGGCGGACCUCAACACAACGGACAAUGAAACGUGGUGCGACUGGGCACCCUUUGAUCAGGACAACUACCAGACACUGUAUGGGAUGCUGGAUAACUCCUUCCUCGUGGCGUAUGCUAUUGGCAUGUUCUUCAGUGGGAUAUUUGGAGAGCGUCUCCCACUGCGCUACUACCUGUCGUGUGGCAUGCUGCUCAGUGGCCUGUUCACCUCCCUGUUUGGGCUGGGGUACUACUGGAACAUACACUCCAUAUGGUACUACGCAGUCAUCCAGGCUAUGAAUGGACUGGUGCAGACAACAGGUUGGCCUUCAGUCGUGACCUGUGUUGGAAACUGGUUUGGAAAGGGGAAACGAGGGUUCAUCAUGGGGGUGUGGAACUCGCACACGUCGGUGGGGAACAUCUUGGGGUCGCUGAUCGCCGGGGCCUUCGUCUCAACGGCCUGGGGCCUCUCCUUCAUCGUGCCCGGGCUCAUCAUCACGUUCACCGGCGUCCUCUGCUUCUUCUUUCUGGUCGAGAAACCUGAAGAUGUGAACUGCGUACCUCCUCAGCACCACGAGGGAACCGAGCGGGAGCCUCUUCUGCAUAGCACAACUAUAACUGAGGUGACCUCCAGCACCUCCUCCCACGCCACGGAGCGGUCCGAGGAGGAACACACGCAGGCCAUCAGCUUCUGUGGAGCACUCAGCAUCCCUGGUGUAGUGGAGUUCUCUCUCUGUCUGCUGUUUGCAAAGUUAGUGAGCUACACUUUCCUUUACUGGCUUCCACUCUACAUCUCAAAUGUAGCUCAUUUUGAUGCCAAAGCAGCAGGAGAUAUGUCCACACUGUUCGACGUUGGUGGAAUACUCGGCGGUAUUGCGGCGGGCGUCGUGUCCGACUACUCUGGCGGCCGGGCGACCACUUGCUGUGCCAUGUUGCUCCUCGCUGCCCCCAUGCUCUUCCUGUAUAACUACGUUGGACAGACCAGCAUUGCAACUACAGUUGUAAUGCUGUUGGUUUGUGGAGGCCUGGUCAACGGACCAUACGCACUGAUCACCACCGCUGUGUCUGCCGAUCUGGGAACACAUGAAAGCCUUCAAGGGAAUUCAAGGGCGUUGUCGACAGUCACUGCCAUUAUUGAUGGAACCGGCUCUAUAGGCGCAGCGAUCGGUCCUCUUCUAGCCGGUCUGAUCUCUCCCACGGGGUGGAACAACGUGUUCUAUAUGCUCAUUUCUGCUGAUGUCCUGGCCUGCUUGUUCCUGUCAAGGCUCAUGUACAAGGAGGUGCGCGGUUGGUGUAGCCGAACUUAACCUAUAAGAGGGUUCCAGGAGAUCUGACUCAUCCACACCUCAUCCCAGAGGACUGCCAACCGUUAACAAAGUGAAUGAAUUAUUCAUUAAUCACAAGAUUAUUCUGACAUAACAUGGUAAACAUGUUAUAGCACAAAAACCAAAUGGAAAGCAAGAACAUCUCUAUAGGAUUGUUUUAUUCGCUUUCAUCAACUCGUGAAGCACUGCCUAUUUUAGAUUAAUCAUAAAAUUAUGUUUGCAAAUCACAUUCCAUUUUACACAUCAGACCAGAGAGAUGAAACAGAAAGGAAGCAAUUGUUACCAUUUUGUUUAUCAAUCGUAGUGGCUAGUUAAAUUUUGGAAAUUAUGCCAAUUACAGAUAUCACAAAGUACAUAGUUGAGAAUGCAUUGUAAAUGUGUAAAUUCAUUUAUCCGUAGAACCAGAAAACGUUUAUUUGUAGAUUUAAUAAACCUUAAAGAUAAACUACAGCCUAAAACACUUUGACAUUGUUCAGAUAUUUAUAUUGGCGAUUCACAACGCCCUAGAUCCUCUCACACUAUUUUUUUAAUUUUGCCUAAACUAGAUUUAAGAGAAUGCUAUUAUAACCAUAAGCAUUCGAUAUUAGUUUCAUUCUCAUAUACCAACUCAGGGCGACUGGCUCAGAAGGACUACAUAUUCCAUUUUUAUAUGGAUGCAGGGCCUUGUUUGAAGAGGCCAGCUGGUCACUGUUGGCCUGGCCGAGUGGUCAGCAUGUGGUCACCGAACGGUUGGGCUGCGAUUCAAGGGAUAUUCAUUUGUUUCUCUCAGCAUAAACCUAGCAUAUAUCUCCCUGAAAGCUUUCUUUUGGGAGUUCUUUGACCUGGAGUUUUUCCCCAAAAGCAAAAGUUGAAAUCCAGCAUCGAAAGCUGCCAUUGGCCGAAAAAUAAACCCUGGAAUAUAAUAUGUUAGGUGUUUUAUAACAAUGUCCAAGUGUUUUAGCCUGUAUUAUUCCUUCAAUAGAUAUCUUAUUCUACUUGAA